AAGUGCAAACUAUUCUAGUUAGGCUUGCAUAUCAUUGCAUAUUCUUGUGUUUGGGCUUGGUUUAAAUUGGUAUAAAUAAAAAUGGAUAAAGAAGAAAUGCUCAUUUGAUGAAGUGAACCCGCCAAGUGAAUUUUACUUCCGCAGUGCAAAAUGACGAGUGAAAUUAUAAGUUUUUACAAGGAUAAAACGGUGUUUAUGACCGGAGGCACAGGAUUACUCGGCAAAGUGGUCGUAGAAAAGCUAUUGCGGGCAACGGAUGUGAAACGUAUAUAUUUCCUGGUCAGAACCAAGCGGGGUGAGAAAAUGGAAGCACGAUUUGAGUCCUGGAAAAAGGAUCAGGUGUUUGAAGUGCUACUAAACAAAAAGCCACUGGUCCUGGAAAAGAUGACUCCGAUUUCGGGUGACUGCUGUGCCCCGGACUUGGGCAUCAGCGAUGCGGAUCGAAGGAUACUGGCCGCGGAGGUGCAGGUGCUCAUACAUGGAGCCGCUUCGGUUCGAUUCGAGGAGCCACUCGAGCAGGCAGUGGUCAUCAACACCAGGGCAAUGCGACUGCUCGAGUCCUUCGUCCACGUCUCGACAACGUUCUCCAAUUGUGUGGUGCAUCAAAUCCAGGAGCGUUUCUAUCCGGAACACCUGACCUGUCCCGUUGACAAGGUGCUCGACCUGCAAAAUUCGGUCAGCUCAGAAACGUUCGAAAAGAUGGCACCAGCCUUGAUUGGAAAAUUCCCAAACACAUAUACCUACACCAAGGCACUGGGCGAGCAGGUGAUCCAGGAGGAGGCGAAGGGUUUGCCCGUAGGCAUCUUUCGACCGGCGAUCAGUAAGUAAUUGUUUCGGUGAUAAGAGAUUGGGAAGAAGGAUAUUAUCCUUUUUUAUAGAUGUUAUCAUGUUUAAUUUACAUCCUAAUACUUAAAAUCCCUCAACCCAAAUUGUUAGUUCGUGAACUACUACGCAUAAACUGCGAAUGCCAACAUGAAAUCGAUUACUUUUAGAACGAUAUUUUGGCGCAAGUUUAAAUAUUUGAAUUUAAUCAAGCUGUGUGCCAUUAAAAUAAAAAAAU
Molecule: messenger RNA, 1060 nt
Organism: Drosophila sechellia
Lineage: Eukaryota; Metazoa; Arthropoda; Insecta; Diptera; Drosophilidae
Product: fatty acyl-CoA reductase wat-like
Exons: 3
Coding region: 151-828 (225 amino acids)
Biological process (GO): long-chain fatty-acyl-CoA metabolic process
Cellular component (GO): peroxisome
Molecular function (GO): alcohol-forming very long-chain fatty acyl-CoA reductase (NADP+) activity
Source: RefSeq, a predicted model, not a curated record